AUGACAAAAUCAAGAAAGCAGAAGCAAAAAAAGCAGGAUUUUUUGAGAAAAAAGUUAAAAGUUGGUAAGCCAAAGGAAAAAGCAAGGAAUGCUACCGAUACAUCUUUCGUUUCCAAGACUAUUUCUAUUAGAAAUCAACAUUUAGACCAAAAUCCACAUGAUUUAACAAAACGGCUAACGCUCUUAAAGCAUCAUAACAUCAAUGUGAGAAAGGAAACAUUAACAACAUUCCAAAAGUCAAUACCGUCUAUAAUAAAAUCUCGACUUAUGACACCAUUACUUACUCAAAGUAUACCGUUGAUUUGCGAUGAAUCGCAGCAAGUACGUCAGGGACUUAUUGAUCUCGUAGAUGAAAUAGGUAGUCACGAUGCGGAGAUUUUAAAAUUGCACUGCAACAUUUUUGUCUUAUACAUUAACAUGGCAAUGACACAUAUUGUUACACAAAUUCAAGCAGAUUCUACUAAAUUUCUCUCUCAUCUGUUGAAGUAUUGCGGAGAUGAAGUGGUUAGGAAAUCUUGGGUAAAACUUUUGAACGGUGUCUUUGGAGUGCUCGGUUGGGGACAGGUAGGGAAAAAUGAUAGCGCUAGCAUAGUGCAAACGAAGAAGCGAAACGCCAAAUAUGUCACUAUUCAUCUCAAUGCUCUGUACACUCUUGUUGAAUACGGAUGUCAGGAUGAACGCGCUAGAAGCGACGGAGACACGGCAGAGACUACAGAGGACAGCGGUACGCUACGAAACCCAUAUUUAAUCCCAGAUUAUCCGCAGCCGUUUGAGCACUUGAAACUAUUUACCAGAGAAUUGAAAGUUCAGGAUGCUACCUCCAGUGGAGUAAAUGCCACACUACUGUCAUUGGCAACACAGGAUAUCGAUACUCGAAAAGCGGUAUUUAUCGAACAAUUCCUGCCUAUAGUACGUAAGAAAAUCGAAGUAAUUAUCAAGGAAGGUGGUGAAUGUGGUAAAAGUGCAAACAAGCUUAAAACGCUGCUUGCAAAAAUCUUUGAUUGA
Saccharomyces cerevisiae S288C is the source of this 1005-nucleotide messenger RNA. It is a transcript of the gene IPI1, whose product is annotated as Ipi1p. Lineage: Eukaryota; Fungi; Ascomycota; Saccharomycetes; Saccharomycetales; Saccharomycetaceae. The transcript has a single exon. Bases 1 to 1005 code for a protein of 334 amino acids. Gene Ontology annotation, cellular component: nucleus. The record is from RefSeq and is marked reviewed.